Salvelinus namaycush (lake trout) is the source of this 2454-nucleotide messenger RNA. Its product is annotated as 2-lysophosphatidate phosphatase PLPPR4-like. NCBI's taxonomy places the organism in Eukaryota, Metazoa, Chordata, Actinopteri, Salmoniformes, Salmonidae. The record is from RefSeq and is a predicted model, not a curated record. The transcript is spliced from 7 exons. Bases 1 to 2454 code for a protein of 817 amino acids. Gene Ontology annotation, molecular function: phosphatidate phosphatase activity. Gene Ontology annotation, biological process: phospholipid dephosphorylation; phospholipid metabolic process; axonogenesis.
AUGUCUGCCAAAGAGAGAUUAAAAGGGAAGGUGACCAAAGACAGCGUUACCUUGCUGCCUUGUUUCUAUUUCGUUGAGCUCCCGAUCAUGGCCUCCUCUGUGGUCAGCCUAUAUUUCCUGGAGCUGACCGACGUGUUCAAACCGGUGCGGUUGGGUUACAGCUGCAAUGACCGCAGUCUGAGCAUGCCCUACAUCAAGCCCGCUGAGGAAGUCAUCCCUUUCCUCAUGCUCUUCAGCCUGGCCUUCGCUGGACCUACAGCUACGAUAAUGAUAGGAGAAGGUAUCCUGUAUUGCUGUCUGUCUAGGAGAAAGACUGAGGUCAAAACAGAGGCCAAUAUCAAUGCAGCUGGCUGCAAUUUCAACUCGUAUAUACGGCGUGCUGUUCGGUUUGUUGGGGUCCACGUAUUUGGACUGUGCCUCACGGCUCUCAUCACUGAUAUCAUCCAGCUGUCGACGGGCUACCACACCCCAUACUUCCUGACAGUGUGUAAACCCAAUUACACCACGCUCAACUUGACCUGUGAUGACAGCUCCUUCAUCACAGAGGACUUCUGUUCUGGAGGAGCAGACCCAGCCAUCAUCAACGCUGGCAGGAAGUCCUUUCCCUCGCAGCAUGCCACUCUGGCCGCCUUCGCUGCUGUCUACGUCUCUAUGUACUUCAACGCUACGUUGACGGACUCCUCCAAGCUGCUGAAGCCCCUGCUGGUCUUCACCUUCAUCAUGGGUGGCAUCAUCUGUGGCCUGACCCGCAUCAUCCAGUUCAAGAACCACGCCAUCGACGUCUACUGUGGCUUCCUCAUCGGAGGAGGGAUCGCCGUCUACCUGGGUCUGUAUGCAGUGGGUAACUUCCAGCCUACUCGGGACACGUCCAGACAGCUGCCCCAGCCUCCCCCGCUCCGCGAGCCCCCCAGGAGCAACACCGUGCCCAACGUCAGCCAGAGCGCAGGGCGCCACCUGCAGCCCAACAGCCUCAACAGCAUGAACAGCCUGAACAGCGCCAGCACCACCGACAGCCUCACCGCCGCCCGUCCCGCGACCCUCCUGACCCGGGUCCCCUCCUGCCGCGAGUCCAGCUCCCUGAACAACCUGAAGAGGGCCAGUGCUGACGUGGAGUGCAUCACCUCGUCAAGCACCCUGUGUAAACAGGACAGCCUGGUGACCUUUAACAGUAGCACGUUACCCAGGUCGCACGGCGGCUCGCUCCCCGAGGAGCACCGUGUCCCGCGCCGCCACGCCAGCAUCCACGCCUCCAUGGACUCCACGCGCUCCAAGCAGCUGCUGUCUCAGUGGAAGAGCAAGAACGAGAACCGCAAGCUCUCUCUUCAGGUGAUGGACAGUGGGGUGGUGGUGGGACGCCACCAUUCAACGUCCUCCUCCUCCUCGCCUCAGAGGACCAUGGAGCUGAGGUGCAGCUCUGAGCCAUCCGCCAUGGGCCUGGAGGCGGAGCUCCGUGCUCAGGGACACAUCCCCGCCCAGUACAUGAAGCUGGCAGCUAGCAUCGUGCCGCUGUCCAACCACCUCCCUCACAAUGGGGGCAGCAGCGGCCUGGCUGCGGGGGCCCGCGUCUCCAUCCAGUCCCGGCCAGGCUCCUCCCAGCUGGUCCACAUCCCCGAGGAGACCCAGGAGCACAACAGCAGCACCUCCACCAGGGAGGAUGAGGAUGACGAGGACAGGGAGGAUAGCUAUGUCGGUGGUGGGAUCCCUGGCGGGGGAGGCUCCGUGCGCUCCAAGUGGCUGAAGGUGGCCAAAGAGGGCGCCCUCUGCAGGACUAACAGCCUAACUAACCAGCCGCGCAUCAUGCAGGUCAUCACCGUGUCCAAGCAGCAGGGUCUGCUCCAACACGGCAGCCCCAAGAGCUCUGAGGACGGUAGCGUGGUCAGCUGCACAGGCUCCAUCCAUUACAAGGCCCUGACAGACCAGGAGCCCGGCCAGGGCAUCGUGAGGGUGGAGGCCCACCCGGAAAACAAGCCUGUGAUCAAGCCUCCGGAUGGCAGUGGCUCCUGGAGGUGGAAGCCGCAGGAGCAACGGGGCAGCAUCCGCCAGUCCUUUGAGCUCAACGACCUCAACCGCGACUCGGAGAGCUGCGACUCGCUCAAGGACGGCUACGGCUCCAUCGACGGGAGGAUGAGUCAGACGGGCACGGACACUGGCAGCGAGCGUGGCGGUGGGGGUCACCCCCACGUGCACCACCCACACUACCACCACCACCACCACCACCCCCACCAGGGCAUCACCACCAUCCGUGUGACCCCUGUGGAGGGACUAAGUGGAGGGGGCAGCGAGGCCGCCUCCGAGACCCUUUCCAUCGCCUCCAGUCGGGAGUCCACCCUGCGGAGGAAGGGCAAAAUCAUCCUGCUCCCGGAUAGAGGUCCAAGUCCGGACAACUCCAGGAACUAUUUCAAAGGAACCUCCCCCACACCGCCCCCCACCCUGGGUCUGGCGUAUAGGGAGUGA